Eptesicus fuscus (big brown bat) is the source of this 1614-nucleotide messenger RNA. RefSeq names its product solute carrier family 16 member 4 (gene SLC16A4). Gene Ontology annotation, biological process: transmembrane transport; monocarboxylic acid transport. The record is from RefSeq and is a predicted model, not a curated record. Lineage: Eukaryota; Metazoa; Chordata; Mammalia; Chiroptera; Vespertilionidae. Gene Ontology annotation, molecular function: monocarboxylic acid transmembrane transporter activity.
AUGCUCACUUGUUCUCACAGCACAACGUGACGAACUCCCUUGGAAAAAGAGUAAUAUUCUAGAAAACUAGUUUAUUUCUCUUCCCGGAGUGUCUCACCUGUGGAGGAUUCCUUUGCUGCACACCACGUCCAAGGGACCUGCACCAUGCGGAGGGCGGGGAAGGCCCCACCCUACACCCAGGCCCUGGAUGGAGGUUGGGGAUGGAUGAUUGUGCUUCACUUCUUCCUGGUCAACAUGUUUGUGCUGGGGAUGACCAAGACUUUUGCAAUUUUCUUCGUGGUUUUUCAAGAAGAAUUUGAAGGCACCUCAGAGCAAACUGGCUGGAUUGGCUCCAUCAUGUCCUCCCUCAGCUUUUCCGCAGGCCCCCUGGUUGCCGUUAUCUGUGACACAUACGGAGAAAAGGCUGCCUCCGUGCUUGGGGCCCUCCUCGUUUCUGGUGGAUAUGUGAUCAGCAGCUGGGCCACGAGCAUCCCCUUUCUGUGUGUGACGAUGGGAGUUUUACCUGGUUUGGGUUCCGCUUUCUUGUACCAAGGAGCCAUGGUGGUGAUGAGCAAAUACUUCAAAAAACGAUUAGCGCUUUCUACAGCUAUUGCCCGUUCAGGGAUGGGACUGACAUUUCUCUUGGCACCUUUUGCAAAAGUCCUGAUAGAUCUAUAUGACUGGUCAGGUGCCCUUAUGGUAUUUGGAGCGAUCAUCCUGAACUUGGUGCCUUCGAGUAUGCUCUUGAGAGCCAUCCACAGCACAGGCGGGAGCAACUCUGGCAGGAAAGAUAAAGGUAGCCGUCUGUCUGCCAGUGGUCCAGAGGCAGGGCGUGGGACCGACACGUCACACUGCAGCGAGACACCAGAGCUCCCCACCAGGGACAGGACUAUGCAGAAGGUUGGACACGCCGGUGCAAGUUUCAUAGACUCCCAACACCAAAACGAAGAGGUCAACGGGCCACGCGGGAACAGACUGCUCCUGACACCUAAAGACACACGUUUCCAGCAGAAGGCUAAUUCGUGGGGCUGUAAACAAAACCUCUGUGAUAGUUCUCUCUUAAAGAACCCUUUCUUCUGCAUAUUUACCUGGUCUCUUCUCUUCAGUCAGCUGGCAUAUUUGAUCCCUACCUUCCACCUGGUAGCCAGAGCCAGAACACUGGGGAUCGACAUGAUGGAUGCCUCCUACCUCGUUUCUGUGGCUGGUAUCACUGAGGUAGUCAGUCAGAUUCUCUCUGGAUGGAUUGCUGAUCAAAACUGGACCAGCAAGUACCAUUACCACAAGUCUUACCUCGCACUCUGCGGCGUUACUAACCUGCUUGCUCCGUUAGCCACCACCUUCCCACUACUGAUGACCUACACUGUCAUCUUUGCCAUUUUCUCCGGUGGUUACCUGGCAUUGAUACUUCCUGUUCUGGUUGACCUGUCUGGGAAUUCUGCAGUCCACAGGUUUAUGGGACUUGCCAGUUUCUUCGCUGGGAUAGCUGUCCUUUCUGGACCACCGAUAGCAGGCUGGUUAUAUGAUUACACCCAGACAUACGCAGGCUCCUUCUACUUCUCUGGCACAUGCUACCUCCUCUCUUCAGUUUCCCUUUUCUUUGUACCACUGGCUGAACGAUGGAAAAGCAGAGUCUGA